AGGACAUGCAGCCUUCAGAACGCCAUGAGAGCCUUCCAUCGCCUGCUGCGUCUGGGCAUGCAUCCUCAUCUCGUCAAGUCCAGGAGGCUGGGAAAAAGGAAUGGUGCCGGCAUCCCGCCCGAUAACACCCGUGAACCGCAAAACCAGCUGUUCCAACACCUGCAGCUCGCAGGACCAAGCGUCUCAUAUUCAAAGGCCACGUCCGGUCUCCUUAGUCGAGACAUUCGCUCUUUUUUCAUGCGCGAUACAUCGCCAUGUCCGAUUCCGCGGCUUCCACCGACGGCGUAGCCCAACACGUCGGCAAUGUGGACAGUCUAAAGCUGGCUCUCGGCCUAUGUCUUUGCUAUACGCUGUGCUUUGCCUCCCUCCGGGUAUAUGUUCGUUGGCGCGCCUAUGGAGCUGACGACCUCGUCGUUCUGCUCUCUACGACUCUGGCUAUUGCUUUCUUCGGCUGCAGCUACGCCUCGUCAGGGGCGGGCCUAGGCCAUCCGACCGAGCAUCUUCGCAACGAGUCUCGGUCUACGCUCGACAAGCUAAACAGCGCUACUUUGGCCGCCAACAUCACUUGGAUUAUAUCGCUAUGUCUUUCCAAAGCUGCUGUCGUAACGAUUUUAAUGCGUACGAGCCAGACACCGUCGCAUAGAAGGUUCCAAUAUGCGGCGCUGGGUCUAGUUGCGUCCCAGUGCAUCGCUUCCAUUGCCCUCAUCACAGCCGCUUGCAGCGUUGGCGAUGGCCUUUCGUGGGACUUUAAAUCAAACGCCAGGCAAUGUCCGAAACAAGGCGUUCGAUGGCAAGUUAUUACCGGCCUGGACGUAGCGACGGAAGCUAUCCUCCUCUUCUUGCCCGUCCAUCUGACAUGGAAUCUCCAAAUGUCGCUGAAAACCAAAGCCAUUGUGGUAACCGCAUUCUGGCUCAGAAUACCCACCAUCAUCUUCACCGUCUUCCGCAACACUAUGACUGACGACCUCACUAAAACCUCCGACGCCCUGGCGGACGGUGCGCUGGUCGUCAUAUGGCAGGCCGUCGAGCUCUCCUACUCCCUCGCCGCCGUCACCAUCGCAGCGCUCAAAAGCUUCACCGAGAACCUCAACACUGGGUUCGGGCACGGAGAACUCGUCCGCGUCCACGGCACUUCAAACGCCUACAAGAUGUCGGACCUCAGCACGAAUAUGAAGAACUCUAGGGCUAAGUUUCCAUCCACAACAGUCGCCUCUACCGACACUCCGAGGUCGGGCUUUCAUUCGGCGGCGAAGCCUAGCCUUGAUGCCGCUAACCGAGACUUGAAGCUCAGGCCGGAGAGUCUGCAGAACCUUGCUACGAUAUCUUCGCCAGCGCAGGAGUCAGCGCCGUACUCCUUUAUCGGAACGAGGAAGGGCAACGGGUCUAUAGACACCGGCGGCUCGGAAGAGCACAUCAUCAUGCAGGAGAUUCAGUAUUCGGUCCAUUACGACCAGGCUCCACUCUACCAGCGGCAUUAAUGCGUUCGAUAAGGUCCUUUUCGGCGAUGUGAAACGGUCCGGCGGGUGUAAUAUUGGCUCACGUACGAUGGUACGAUUCAAACGCGUUUGUUUUCAUGUCUGCUAUGAUUUUCAAGGCAACGGUGUUCUACGGUCGGCUUUCAUUCCUCGUUCUCUUCAUUCUGAGCCCAUUAGAGUACAAAAAAGCUUUCCGGUCAGUCCAUCGUCCAAGCGGGGACUCCUCAACGAAGAGAAGGGUUAGCAGCCAGGGGUCGACUGCGAACCUCCCCGCAUAUCCUACGCCUAGUCCUAGUGCAACGUUUGACGGAACCUCGUGCCGGACGCAAACGACAGACCACCGAAAGAGCUGUGUUCAUGAGCUAUUAAUCUGAGCCUAC
Messenger RNA from Trematosphaeria pertusa, 1855 nucleotides. RefSeq lists its product as uncharacterized. The coding region runs from base 255 to 1478 and encodes 407 amino acids. NCBI's taxonomy places the organism in Eukaryota, Fungi, Ascomycota, Dothideomycetes, Pleosporales, Trematosphaeriaceae. The record is from RefSeq and is a predicted model, not a curated record. The transcript has 3 exons.